AUUCCUUUCGUAUGACCCUUGUUAAACAUUUUGAAAUACUACUGACCAAGAACUUGUUGUUGCUGGCAUAGAAAUAUUUGAGAAGUUUUUUUUCCAAAAAGUAGCAAGAAUUUGUCAUUAAAUUUUGACAUGUUCUGGACUAUCAUUAUAUUAAUAUUUUGAAGUUAAUGACAGAUACUCUAUAAGCGCUUUCUCAAAUUAUAUUUCUCUAGCCAAAUUUUUUGUAUGUAGUAAUAAGACGAAUGGCGACAUAUGGACAUUUCGGUUAGAAAUAAAAUUACCACCGAUUACAGAAAAUGCUGAAAUGUACGAAACUCCUACUAAAAGUAAGGAGAUCGCUUUACAAUCGAAAUUAAAAGAGUGUUCGCAGAGCAAUCUAAUAAGAAUUCCACAAAAGGUGAAGCCGUUUAGAAAUCGUAAAGUGGAUAAAAUAAUUUUACCAACCAAAUCCAAAUUUGCUUUGAACGUUGCAUCAAGUAAAGGUAGUUCAAGUUUAGCAAUCAGCCUCUGUACUCGUCAGUCUGCUAUACCUUGUCAAUUAAAACGAUCAAUAUCUUGUCCCAGUUUUAAUAAACCAUCUAGGAAAGCAUUUCAUACUUCAUGGGAUUCAGUACAGAAAACAGUACUAGAGGCUCGGCCGCCUUGUUCAACAUCUAAAGAAAUUUCGAAACAAUCAAUGGCUAGAAAUAGAAGACAAACAGAAGGAGUCUCAACUAUGUUAGAACGGCCAGACCAUGGUGAUAUACACGAGUUAAAUAGCGAAGAGAUAAGACAAAUGUUGCCGUUACAAAAAAGGGUUCAGGGUAAUUCACUUAAGAAUAAAAAUCGGAUGAUGGCAUCUACAAGGAAAACAUCAACGGUUAAUGAUUUCGUCAGCUAUCAGAGCACUUCACAAAAGGAGUCUAUCAUUUCAGGUAGCAGUCAUGGAGCGAGUGAUGUUUAUCGACAUUUCCUGGGUCCCACCCCAGAUGAAACUAUAAUGGCAGGAUUGCAAACGUUUAUUGAUAUGUGUCGAAAACGCUGUUCCAGCUCAACUACUAAUGGUACUGAUGAGGAUGGCUUAACCGCCUCCAGUGAUUAUUACACCAAGACAGAGGAUGAUUAUUUAAUGAAACCAAUUUUAAUAGACACCAUGACAGACAACAACAAUAACAGUAAGUCAUUACAAUCAGGAGAUUCUCCUCGAAGAAACAACUCAAUGUUACAAUUGAAUGUAAAACGAAAUGAACAAUGUUGGUAUUGUAAUGAAUAUCCUAAACAUUAUCAACCUCAACGUAUUACCGGAAACGAAGAGUACUGCAGUUGUAGCUAUGAUCAAUGUGUUAAAGGAAAUACAUUUUCAGAUAAAGCAGUUAUUGUCCAUAGUAAUAACGACAGUAACCUAAACACUCAUUCGCCUAGGGAAAAAUUAUUACUUGAUAAUGGCUGCCAAGUGAUUAAUUCAAAAGAAGCAGAAGGUUCAAUCGUUGUUACUAAAAUACAUAAACCUCAAUCGUCUGCGCAAACCAUUGACGUGCCAAUUUCUGUACAAGGGGUGCAGACUGACGCUAAAUAUGAAGAAGACGAAAGUAUAAUAUUGGACUCCAUUAGACCCCCAUAUCAGUAUUUAAUUGGUGAUAUUGACACUCAGGUUCAGAUGUUUUAUAAACCUGAGUGCGGAGAUAUUACCGAAAAUAUUUAUCAGACGUCCAGUGAUUAUAAAGGCACCCAGCAGUGUAAUCCUAUUCCCGAAUUGGAUUAUGAACAAACUGAAAAUAAGCAGAUUGGUCGAACCAGCAUCCCUAAAACAAAACCUGGCCGUCCUAAGAAAGCAAUUGUUCCAUCCACAAUUGUGGAAAAUACUAAAAGGAAACCAUUGCAAUUUGCAUCUUUUCUGUAUGAACCAUAUAACGGAGACACAAAUAACGACGAAUCUUCUGUAGCAGUUUUUAGAUCUGCGAAAUAUAAAAAUGAAGCAGCAUAUUCCAAAAAGCCGAUAGAGAAACUUACAAUUGAUUCUUUUGAACACGAAGAGGGACAAAUAAUUACUUUUACUGAGAAAGAUUCCACAACGAGCGAUGAUGAAGGUAACCGACAAAACAGUAUGAAUACGUGUAGAUGUCUUGAAAUAGUUGAGAAAUUACGCUCGUCAGAUAUUAAUUGUAAAAUUGACGAAUCAAAGUCUGCCGAGGAAAUUGUAAUAGGAAUUCACACAGUUUUUGAGGAAGCAUGUCAAUCAUCUUCAGGAGUUCAAAAAAAUAACAGUUUUCAUAUAUCAUUUCCAAAAGGAAAUUUUCCAAGUAAAAUUCAUUUAACAGCAAAAAUGUGUGUAAAUCAUGAUGAAGUGUGCGAAAAUAACAAACUAAAUCAAAAACAAGUGGACGUGCCCUCAAUUCCUGAAGAAUAUCAAGAUAGGCUUCAUAUCAACGAAUGUAAAUCAAACUACCAGCUAGAAUUAGAACUUACUCCCACUUCGAAGGAAGAAAUGUCUACAGUACAUCAAGUUAAAAGAUUAGCAGAUCUCCAUAGUUCAGUAACAAAACUGAACCAAAUCUCUUCUUGUAAUCAGUCAAAACUACCAUUUGACUCCAAUUUAACCAGUUCCAAAGAAACAGUUAAUUCCGAAUAUCUGCCCAAAAAUACAAGCGAUUCAGGAAACAGAGGAAUAGGCUUAGUUCAACAUAAGAAACGUCACUCAAAAAGUAUCCAAAUGUCAGAAUCUCAACACACAACCAGAGAUUCCAAGUCUCAGUGUCCAAUGAAAAAUUGUAAUCAAACACCAGAAAAAUCAAACCGAAACCUUCAAGUUGAUAUGAACAAUAUUCCAUCUCAAACCAAACAUCUAGUUUCGGAAAACUAUUCUCACAGUCCAUGUUUAGAAAGUAACAAAAUAUAUUCUAAAUCACGUGAAGAGAUGCAAGAAGUGACGGAAAGAUCACGCACCACAAAACUUUCUGAACGCAAUUCUUAUCUGGAUCCCCAGCCCAGUUUCUGUUCACAUGAGAAAAUUGAGCAUAAAUUAUUCUCCCAGUGUUCAUCCCACACGAAAAAUAACUCAUCUGUAGUUACUUCAGAAAAUUUUGACGGUUCAGGUUGCACCUGUAGGCGUAAUUUGAAACACAAUAGCAAAGGAUGUCAAUGUGAAAAUAACAUUGAAAAUGGUUCUGAACGUGAAAUGAAUAUACAAGAAUUCGAAGAUGCGAAGUACAUGAAUGAGGAACUAAACGUAUCAUCCCAUGAAGCACAUCUUCUCUCCAAGUCAGUUACUGCAAACCCCUGCAAUGAAAAUAAUUAUAAAGUCAGUAAAUUAGUACAAUAUUCAAAUGCGGGCGAUUUAAUUGUAUUGGAUGGUUUGCAAAAACCACAAAUGAAAACAACCCACGACGAAUAUUACGCUGAACCAAUAAAAGACAAUAUUUUUCAAAAUGACAAUCAAGAGAUGCUAUCAGGCUACACUUUAAACGUAAAUAAACACCAAGACGAAAAAAACAAGAAGGACAACAAAACUGAAACACACGUUAAUAGAUGUUCUUUUAUCCCCGGAAAUAGCUUUGAUUCGAGAUACAAAUUAACCCAAUCAGAGUAUAUUCAGACAGAUGCAAAAAAUUGCUCCAGUACUGAGUCACGUAAUGGACACAAGUCAAUCGGUAUACAAAAGGAAUCACACAAUGGCAGACAUCAAAAAGGGAAAAGCAGUAAUUAUUUUAAACAAAUCUUACAAACAUUUGAUGCCGAUUUCAGCUCGCAAUAUUCAAAGAAAAUGCAUCCUCAAAAUCUAAAACCCCGAUCACAUGAUAACAUGAAAGACAAUAGUUUGAUUUCUCUUAAGAAUAUUCCUAAAUCACGGAGUUAUCAAAAGGAUUUAUUAUUCGAUCCGAAUAAUACAGAUAGCCCUUGCAUUGAUAACAUGAUAUUGACAAGUGAAUAUUGCAAAAGAUCUAGAAAACGUAUACAAAGCAAAGAAAGUAAAGUUUUGUCAAAUAAGGCAGAGCUAGAUAGAGAUCCUGCAAAUCAAUUACACAUUUUAGAUAAGGAUAUAAUUAAAGGUGCUGAAGAAAUAAAGGCAUUAGCUGAAGUUGUUAAGAAAUCUCCGUCAAAAAAGAAGACGAAUAAAAAACAUGAUUUCAGAGUUUGUUCAAGUUGCCUUCAAGGUGCUUUAACCGAAGUCUAUAAAGCUCCCGAAAAUGCAGAUAAAAGUAAGUAUCUUUUGGAGAUUUAG
Molecule: messenger RNA, 4198 nt
Organism: Agrilus planipennis (emerald ash borer)
Lineage: Eukaryota; Metazoa; Arthropoda; Insecta; Coleoptera; Buprestidae
Exons: 10
Coding region: 305-4198 (1297 amino acids)
Source: RefSeq, a predicted model, not a curated record